AUGCGACCGAGUCUGCGGCCGGACGAGGACAUAUUUGCCGAUCCCAACUUCAGCGGAGGGCCAUCGGCUACCCAGGCGCAAGAUCCGACGUGCAGGUUCUCGGAUUCGGGGAUAGGGAUCUUGUGCAGGAGCUGCAGAAUGUUGGAAGAACUCAUCAAUUCUUAUUCGAGGACGUCGUCGCCGGCGGCCAAGUCUGAGAGGCGCAGUGGCGUCGCCGGCAGUGUGCCCAAGGAUGCGGACACGACAUCGGCUGCACCUCUGUUCUCGAUGGACACCUCGAGCAUUGUGGACGAGAGCGAGGAGGAGACGCUAUUCGACUUGAUCCUCGACUCGGCCACUUAUCUCGAUGACGAUGGGAACCGCAAGACGGAGAUUGUUCCAUCCAUGUUUCCUCUUCCGCCAGUCGGGUUGUCCAAGUAUGAUCGGUUCGGACAGGACGGCAACUUCUUCUGA
Molecule: messenger RNA, 453 nt
Organism: Colletotrichum spaethianum
Lineage: Eukaryota; Fungi; Ascomycota; Sordariomycetes; Glomerellales; Glomerellaceae
Exons: 1
Coding region: 1-453 (150 amino acids)
Source: RefSeq, a predicted model, not a curated record